Molecule: messenger RNA, 1337 nt
Organism: Branchiostoma floridae (Florida lancelet)
Lineage: Eukaryota; Metazoa; Chordata; Leptocardii; Amphioxiformes; Branchiostomatidae
Product: ADP-ribose glycohydrolase ARH3-like
Exons: 3
Coding region: 63-1307 (414 amino acids)
Cellular component (GO): nucleus; mitochondrion
Source: RefSeq, a predicted model, not a curated record
AGGGCUGUACCAAUAAGGCACUAGAACAGUAACUAGAGACAGCCAACAAGGAAGUUUCCAAGAUGACUGAAAUGGCGUCGGUAGCUCAGAUUCUACGCUCGCGGUUUCGUGGUUGUCUUGCGGCCGCCGUAGCCGGGGACUGCAUCGGUGCCGAGUUUGAGGGUCGCUGUCGGCCAGUUGAUAAGAUUCUGGGAUAUGUGGAGCAUGUCAACAAGCAAAGAGGAAGGGAGGUGGAAUUUACGGAUGACACAGCCAUGGCAAGGUCGGUAGCGAGCUCCCUCAUUGAGUGCAAGGGCUUUGACGCCCGUGACAUGGCCACCAGGUUUGCUAAGGAGUACAAGAGGGAGUCUGGCCGUGGCUACGGAGGGAACGUCAUCACCGUCUUCUACAGGCUCCUUGAUGAAGGCCUUCAAGAUGUCUUUGAGCCGGCACGAGAGCAGUUCGACGGGAGAGGGUCGUACGGCAAUGGUGGGGCUAUGAGGGUUGCACCGGUGGCACUGUACGCCUAUGGUAAUGUGGAGAAAGUUCAGGACGUAGCUAAGCAGACUGCUAUGAUUACGCAUUUCAAUAGGGAAGGGUAUAAUGGGGCUAUUCUGGAAGCAUUAGCUGUUCAUCUUGCUUUGCAGCAGAGUAAAGAUGAGAACUUAAAUGUGGUUAAGUUUGUAGACAACUUGCUUGAGAAGAUGAGGAUAGUUGAGGUAAAUGAUGCAGGCAGCAGCCAAUCAGAAGGACAGGCAGUUGGCCAAUCAGAGGACAACAAAACUGGCCAAUCAGAAGGCACUGAAGGUGACCAAUCAGAAGAAGAGAAAGGGAGCAAAGAGGCAGCUUCAUCUAAAGAGGCAUCCUUGCCAGACCAGCCCUACUGUGCAAAACUAGAAAUCAUGAAGGAGUUUCUACAAAGGGAAAAGGUCUCAAGGCAGGAAGUUCAAGACCAACUUGGAAAUGACAUCAAAGCGCUGAACUCUGUUCCGGCAGCCAUUUUCUCCUUCCUCCACUGUACACGCUCUGUCGACGACAUCCCCACAGACAACGCUCUGGAACGUACCAUCAUCUACGCCAUCUCCUUAGGCGGGGACACAGACACCAUAGCCACUAUGGCAGGGGCCAUAGCUGGUGCGUAUUAUGGGAUUGAGUACGUACCACCCCCUUGGAUGAAGGCAUGUGAGGGAGCCAAUGAUGCUGUCAGGUUUGCUGACCAGUUAUAUUGCCUAGCAACAGGAGAAACAAUAGAAAAAGACAAUGGGGACGAGGACAGUGAAGAUGCCCAGAAUAAGGGGGAUGGGGCAAAACCCAGUACAACUGAGUAGCACUGCAAACUUGUUACAAAGACUACAGGA